AUGACAACUCCAGCCUUGGAGACAUUAUCAGUGUUAGAAAACACCGAAUCAGCAGAACCCUCACCACAAACCACAGAAACUACCAAUGACAUCCCAACUCAACCACAAACUAUCCCAUCAACUGAAACUAUUCCUUCCCAAUCUUCAUCUCUCGAAAUGAAUAAUAAUGCACAAGCAGAUGAAAAUGAUGACGAUGAAGAUGAUGAUGAAUCCACCAGUACAACCACCUCCUCAUCCACCACUUUAACUUCCCCAAGAAAUGAUCCAUCACAACCUUCGUUAUCCUCAUCACACCAUUCUAAUAAUAAUAUUCAGAAGGCUCUCCCAACUAAUACCUAUCGUUUGAGUAGGGACAUUAGACAAACCAUUACCAAUUCAAAGCAACGUAGUCAAUCUCUACUCAAUAACAACAACAUCAAUAAUACCCAGAGUGGAAUUACGAGAGCAAGUGCUUCUUCAUCAUCCUCUUCUUCGAGUGGCGCCAAUUUUUCUGACUCGACAACUACAAAAAAUGUAAAACAUAGCGCGGAGAAUGAUUACAAGUAUUAUGAGAGUGGUAGUAGUGUUGGUGUAUCAUCAUCAUCGUUGGAGGAUGGAAAGAAUGAUGAUUUGAGGACUCUGAUGAGUACUCAUAUUGUUAAUUUGGUUAAUGGUGAUUCCAAUUCUGAUGAUAUUGUGAAUCAUACUAAUAAUAAUAACAAUAAUAAUGGUGAACAAUUGUGUAGGACAUUGGAAAUUGAAAUUGAAAAAUCCAAGACUGUCAAUAAGUUUUUCAUUGAGAAUAGAGAUGAUAGUGCCAUCAAGGAUUUAUUCUCUCAAAAUUGUUUGCAUUUGUAUAAUGGAGAGUUUACAGUGUUGAAACAUAAUGAGAAGGAUUAUGUUGAGGCUCAACAGGAAAAUGUUGCUAACAAUACUAAAUGUUUAAUGUAUCACGAACAAGGAAAGGAUAUUAUGGAUUUGGCAACAAAGAGGAUUACUUUCCACCCAAAUGAUUUUAUAGAGGAUCAAUUGAAUCUAUUGACAAAGAUUUAUAGAUUCCGAUUGGAAGCAGGUGAAUUGGAGCCUUAUUUCUUAUCGCUUGAACUUGUCAAUGCUAAAACAAGAGCUAAAAUCAGUGAAAGAUUUUACUUCCACAUGACAUCUCAUCAGCUCAUCAAUAGUUUUUAUGAUGAAUUGGAUGUUAAGAAACAAUUACAAAAACAAUUGGACCACCAACCAAAAGCAUUGUUUUCUCUAUCACAUUUCUUGAAGGGAGAACCUUUGUCUGAUGUUUAUGCAGUUGUUUUUGUAUUUAAAACAUUACAAGGAGUUUCUACUGAUCAAACACUCAAACAAUAUCAAGCAGGAAAGAAAAAUCAUACACUCACAAGGGAUACACAAUCCGAAUGUCUUUCAGGUUCACAAACCUUUGAUGAUUUCCAAGGACUUAAAUAUCACAAGGAACCUUUCUUAUUUUCAUUCUGUCCUGUCAAGGAAAGUGGUAUUCAUGCUAUGAGAUACUUUUUACCUGUGGAAAGUUUGUUCCAACUCAUGAGUAGCAGUGAAUCUGAUGUUACAGAAGGAAGUGUUGGAACAAAGAAAUUAUCACACAUUGAUGCAGUGUGUGAAAUUAUCUCACAACAAUCAGAGACGUUACUUCACUUUUACACACCUCACAAUGUUCAUGAACGUAGUGAGUUAAAAGAGCAAUUAGUUGCAGAAAGUGAACUUGCAAAGAAGAAUAUCAAAAAGUACAAGCCAGUUCCUGGUUAUUUAGUUUUUGAAACUUACAAAUUUAAUCCAAAGAAAUUUGAAUCAGAUCCAGUGGAAAGAGUUUUACUCUUUGGAUCUGAACAAGAAAAACCAAUGUUUACUACCAGUUCAGCAAUUUCACUCGAAGAAGUAAUAAUCAAAAUCCAACAUAGAAAUGGUAGUAUUUUGAAUCCUAGAGAUCUAACUCAAGAAAAGGAACUGAAAAAAUGUUUGGCAGCCUCUGAUUCUAUCAGUUAUCAAAAUUACAAGAUAGAAGAACUCCAUGAAAAGCUUCCAAAAUUCCCUCAUUUUGAUUUCUCACACUUGUUAUAUAUUUCCCCACUAACUCUAAAUUUGGAGAAAUUCAAGAUUGAUUCACUUUCGUGUUUGGAUGCUGAUCCAGCUCUUUUGGAAACACUUGCAAUUAAGAAAUUCAAACCAAAGAACGUUCUGGUAAAAGUAGAAUAUAGAGAAUCUAUCAAAAAGACAGCCCAAAGAAUUAUAUCUCCACAUGGACAAUCACUUGUAUCUGAAAUUUACUGUAAUGUAUUAUUCGAUGAAGAAAAGAUGGUUCGAUUCCUAGAUGAAAUCAAAAUUGCCUUACCACUUCCAAUGGAAAAAGAAAACCACUUGGUCAUUUCAUUCUAUCAUUUAGUUAUCGAAAAACAAGGUCCAAAGAGAAAAAAGACCCUAGAUAGCAAUGGAAAUGUGCCAAAGAUUUGUUUUGGUUAUGCCGUUCUCCCUAUCAAGGACAUUGUUGAAAAUCACUGCUCCAAGAUGACAGAUUUUACAUACACUUACACAUUACCUAUCUAUCAAAAAUUGAGUGGAGAUUAUCUUUCAGAUUCUAAACGUUUGAGUAUUAGUGCAUCUGCUAAUAUUGGAUCAAUGUCUCAAAAACGAUACGAUAUUAAGAAGGUUUCCUUUGUUUGUAACACGAGAAUUGUUUCAACUAUUUACCCUAACGAAAAACUUCUCCUUCAAUUCUUUGCCGAUUGUGCUCCUUUUAUUAGUAUCACAAAGGAAGGUUCUGACUCGAAAGAAUUGUCUAGAGCGGUUAAAGACUGUAGAAAAUCAAUUGAGAAUCUUACAAAAGUUCCAUUCUCUAAAUUAGUAAGCCAUUUCACACUCAUCAUGGAUAUGUUGCUUAGUGUAAUGUGUCGUAUUCCAGAUGUGAUUCACACUUUUGUGAGCGAAUCUGAACAACAAGAACAGUCUGCACUCUUUGGUGAUACUUCACAUGGUUUGAGUUUGACUGGUUCUAGUGGCGAAGAUGAAAUGCUUAAAUCAAUUAGUGCCAGAUUUGGACUUGCAGAAAGUACUUCUCCUGUUUCUAACUCUGCUUCACUGGAACACAAAUCUCUCAGCUCAAUCCUUGCAGCUAAAAGAAAAUCUGUUACUAACAGUGUUACCAAUAGCACCUCCUCAUCUUCACAACAUCUCAGUUUUACUACUCCUAAUAAUCCUUCUUCUGCUACUACUCCUUCAAGUCCAGGCUCUUCUGGUGAAUUGAAAAAGAGAUUCUCCCUCAAGAAUAUUCUCAAGAGAAAAUCAAAGGAAGUUGAACCAACUCCAACUGCUUUGCACACUGCACCAACAAAUGCAAAGAAAAUUGCUCAACCAGGUGAAGAGGGUUUCAAUUUAAUAGAAUAUCUUAAAGCUCAACAAGAACAACAAGAACAAACUCAACACACACCAGAAGUUGCAAUCCCUUCAAAGGAAGACAAAUCAAAGAAUGAAAAAAUCAAGAGAAGAAUGUCUCUCACUGAUAGAUUAUUCAAUAGAAACAAAUCUCUUGAUCAAUCCAGUGAAGAAAGUAAUACAUCUCCAGUUGCUGAGGCAAACAAUUCAUCUUCAGGUGCUGUAAGAAAGAGUAUUACCUUCACUGCUUCUAAUACAGACUCUCGUGGAAGUCAAUCUGAUUUUGGUGAUUUCCUUGGUGUUACAGCAACUUUGUUCGAAUUACAGAAAACCGUUUUCCAAGUUAUUUGCGAAAAGAGAAGUGCUAUGAAUGAUGUGGAAUUCAACUUGCUUUCGGAAAGAGAAAGAGAGGCACUCACCACUGAUCAUGGGUACAAGUUCACACUUUUGUUGAAAGAAUUGAUUGGAGCUUUAGCAGAAAAGGCUGUUUUCUAUAAGGACGAUUUUGCUAACUUCUUUGUUUCAUCUCAAAUUAACAAUCAACUUGCCUUCUUCUUUAGAGAUUUACUUGGCUGUGGUGAUUUAAUCAAACAUGAAUAUGUUUUCGAUUUGAUGGAAAGUUACUUUAGAGAAUUCACAGUCAAAAAGCCAGUCACCAUUAACACUAUCAAGCUUUGUAUUGAUUUCUUGCAAAUUUUAUCUGACCAUCCACAAUUUGCUGAAUUGAACUUGUCAAUCUUCCAUCCAAAGGAAUAUAUUUAUCAUGAAUCAAUUCUUUGUCCACCAGUCAAACUUUUGGUCAAUCUUAUUAGAGAUUGUAUCACCAAGUUUAAGAGUGAAAUUGAUGUACACAACAGUGCUAUCAAAGUUCUCAGAUAUAUUCUCACUAAGGAGGAAUAUACUCAUCUUUCAAUUCCAAAUGUAACAACAACAAGGGCUGAAUUAAUUGCUAGAAUCUAUUUCCCAUAUAUUGUCAUGUUGUUGAAGAAUUUCCAUGCCUUGGAAUCUCUUCCUGAAAUGACCACAAGACAGCACUUGAAAUGCUCAGUUUGGAUUUUAUCUAAUGUAAACUCUCAAUUCUUUGAUGAUUGGAUCAAAACAUCUGAUCAAAAUGUUGUUGAUAACUUGGUCAAAUUAUUAGCUUUCUAUUUGGACCAUUUCGAAAUCAAAGGAAGAGUUAAAUACGAAACAAGUUCAUUCAAAGCAUUCCAACUCGUCUUUUCUAGACUUAGUAACCACCUCAAAGAAAGGGUUGUAUCUAUUAUUGAACAGUUUAGCGAUGACAUCAAGGUAUUUGAACCUUCACACAGAGACUUGUCAUCAUUCAUCAAGAUGGACAUUAGAGAUUGUGAAGGUGCCAAAUAUCAAACAGAUAACGGUAUGAGCGAGAAAGAUUUCAUUGGCUACAUUAUGUUUACAAUUGCAAAAAUUAUGCAAAUUGUAUCAAUAGGAAGGCAAAAGAAAGUUAGUUUGGAUAUGGAAGAAACUAGUAUUGAUUUAAUUUCUUAUUAUGUCGAGCUUUUUACUCCAGUUUUCAGAGCUAAUCCAAACAGUACUUACUGGAAAUGGCUGUAUGGAGCUCUUCUCUCUGGAAAGGAAUUCUCUAUGGCUACUGUAGAAGGUAUCCUUGCAGGUGCAAGCGAUACACUCUAUGAAAAAUUGAUCAACAUUUUGGAAAGAGUUUACGAAAAAGAUAUCAUCAAUGUUGACAAUCUAUCAAAACUAUUUGAUGAUUCAAGCGUCGCUGAAAGCGAAAUUAUUCUUGAUGAGGAAAACAAAAUCAAGGCAUCCACUUUGAACAGACUUGUUGCACGUGUUUGUGAUCAGAAUAAUAGUGGUGAUUCCAAAUUUACUGACACAUUCUUAGUGACCUAUCGUUCUUUCUGUACUCCUGAAACUCUACUCACAUUAAUGAUGAGCUACUUUGAAUAUCAUGUAUUGCCUAAAGGUGAUCAAGAAAUUAAUAGUAACAAUAAGACUCUUGUUCUGAGAAUGUUGAACACUAUAAGAUUAUGGGUUCAAGAUCACAGUUAUGACUUUAAUAAUUGUCUCAAUGCUUCAAUGAUGCACUUUAUCUAUCAACAAGUUGGUAGAUUGUGUGUUAUUGAAAAAUCAUCAAACUCUGGUUAUAUUAGUAUUGCUAAUAAGAUUAAGGAAAGAAUAGAAGCCAAUCUUGUUUGUAAUGGCGAAUCUCGUGAAAAGUUGGAAAAGAUGUUCAGUCGUGAAAGACCUCAACCAAAAUAUCCAUCCAAAUGGAGUGAAGCAUACGAAAAGAAAGCAUUCAGUAUCAAGCAAUGGGAUCCUCAAGAAAUUGCCAAGCAAAUCACUCUCUUGGACAGUGUAAUUUUCACAGCCAUUGAACCAAAAGAAUUCUUUGGUCUUGGUUGGACAAAGAAGGACAAGAUGAUCAGAGCUCCAAACAUUGUUCACCUCACUGAUCAAUUCAAUAAUUUAUCAAUGUUCGUUACCUCGGAUAUUGCCUGUGAGGAAAAUCUUAAGAAGAGAGUAAGAAAAGUCAAACAAUGGAUCAAUGUUGCUUGGGAAUGCAAAAAUCUUAAUAAUUUGAAUGGUUGUAACUCUAUUGUUUCUGCUUUCAACAAUGCAGGUAUUCACAGACUUAAAAAGACCUGGGAUGCCAUUCCAAAGAAAGACAUUGAGAAUGACAGAUUAAGACAAUUGAAUGAGCUUGUCUCAAUGACCAGUUCUUACAAGAAUAUGAGAGAACAUAUGUCCAGAUCAGGUGAAGGUAUUCCAUACAUUGGUAUCUAUUUAACUGAUAUGGUUUUCAUUGAAGAUGGUAAUAAGGAUUACAUUACAAAGGAAAAUUCCGAUUUACAAUUAAUCAACUUUGCCAAGAGACGUAAAAUUGCAGAAGUUAUUCAAAGAAUCAAAACUCAACAACAAACUCUUUAUGAUUUCAUUCCAAUUCCAUUUUUACAAAGAACUUUUGAUUUCUCAUCAUUGACCGAUGAAGAGAAGACUAAGACAUUAUUAUCCGAUGACGUUAUUUGGAACAAAUCACUUGUAAUUGAACCAAGAGAAAACAAAUAA
Messenger RNA from Naegleria gruberi, 6423 nucleotides. Its product is annotated as rasGEF domain-containing protein. Gene Ontology annotation, cellular component: plasma membrane. The record is from RefSeq and is a predicted model, not a curated record. Gene Ontology annotation, molecular function: guanyl-nucleotide exchange factor activity. Gene Ontology annotation, biological process: positive regulation of GTPase activity; Ras protein signal transduction. Bases 1 to 6423 code for a protein of 2140 amino acids. Lineage: Eukaryota; Heterolobosea; Eutetramitea; Acrasida; Naegleriidae. The transcript has 4 exons.